AUGUCCCUCGAGCUACGUGCAGGGCCAGAUACACUGGUCGAUGGCACCGAGAAGGCCGAGUUGAGCACGACGCGUCUCGGGAGCGACGUGGCCAUAAAACAGGAGGAAGAAGGUCAGGGGAACGCGUCGGAGGGAGCUGAGCGGUAUCUCACAGGAAAGGAACUGGUGUUAACCUUCUCCGGCCUGUUACUUGCGCUACUAGUUUCGUCCUUAGACUUGACAAUCGUAGGCACUGCUCUGCCUACGAUAGUAUCCGACUUCGAUGCGUUAGGACAGGUAACAUGGGUGCCAACAGCAUACCUGCUCACGACGGUCGCUUUCACACUUCCUACGGGCCAGCUGCUCUCAUUAUACCCCACCAAAUACAUUUACAUCCUCUCGAUCGUGAUAUUCGAGCUCGGGAGCCUGCUUUGCGCUGUGUCCACUUCAAUGAACUUCUUGAUCAUUGGUAGAGCUGUGGCAGGAAUCGGAAACACUGCCAUCAAUGUAUGCGUCGUUUGGGCCAUUGCUCAGAUAGCUAGACUCGAGACUCGACCUGCGUUGUUUGGGUGCAUCGGUGUCAUAUACGCGCUUUCGUCUGUCUUGGGACCCCUCGUUGGCGGCGCAUUCACAGCCCGAGUAACCUGGCGUUGGUGUUUCUACAUGAACCUUCCAAUUGGCGUCGUCACGCUGUUCAUUUCCUACUUCAUGCCCCACAAGCAAGCGCCUGCCACUCCGAACUCACCAGCCACCAUGUCAACGCGUCGCAAGCUUCUCGAGGUUGACUGGAUCGGCUUCCUGAUCUCCCUCGGCACUGUCGUCGCAUUCCUCUUCCCUCUGCAAUUCGGAGGCAACACCUAUCCAUGGAACUCUGCCAACGUCAUCGUGCCGCUUGUGAUCUCCGUAGUCGGACUCGCCCUGUUCCUUUGGUGGCAGGGGCGCAUGGGUAACCGGGCGCUGUUGCCUUGGCACGUCAUCCGGCGACCCCUAGUGGCCUCAUCGUUCGUUGCGUUCUGUAACUUCUAUGGGUUGAUGGUCGGAAUUUAUUACAUUCCGCUGUGGUAUCAGUCACAAGGGCGUAACGCGAUACAGUCUGGCAUCGACAUACUGCCGCUCCUUCUAUCAUGCGUUGGAGCUUCAAUUGUGGUUGGUGCUUUCGCGAACGCGACAGGACGGUACUGGCCUGUCAUGGUCAUCUGCCCUCUGUUCUAUUCGAUAGGUUCAGGGCUGCUGUACACGCUGAAUAUCGGUUCACCUGAGGGCAAGCUCAUUGGCUACCAGAUCAUCGCCGGUAUUGGCAUUGGCUCCACGCUCCAGAUGCCGGAGAUAUCAACUCAAGCUGAGCUCGCGCACGAAGAAGAGCUAAUUCCCCAAGCUACCGGCAUGUGCUCCUUCAUCGAAGGACUCGGCGGUGUCGUCGGCCUUGCCAUCGCCGGUGCAGUCUUCCUCAACCAACUCACCUCAAACCUGCACCAAUACGCGCCAGAGCUCCCAUCGUCCGUAGCCGUGAGCGUCCAGCAGAGCAUCACGUACAUUUUCACUCUCCCCGCAAGCGAGCAGGGCGCCGUCGUCCAGGCCUACGUGCGAACGCUCGACCAGGUCUUCCUCGUCGGCGUGCCAAUAGGGGCUAUUUCGAGCUUGGUUUCUCUGACGUGUGUACACAAUCAUAACUUGAAGACGAGGACGCCCACUCCGCCGCCAGAGAAGGAAGGAGGGAGGUCCGAUACGGCUGAACUUUAGUCGUUCUCGUCGUGUUAGCU
Molecule: messenger RNA, 1739 nt
Organism: Coniophora puteana RWD-64-598 SS2
Lineage: Eukaryota; Fungi; Basidiomycota; Agaricomycetes; Boletales; Coniophoraceae
Product: MFS general substrate transporter
Exons: 18
Coding region: 1-1719 (572 amino acids)
Biological process (GO): transmembrane transport
Molecular function (GO): transmembrane transporter activity
Source: RefSeq, a predicted model, not a curated record